UACAAGUAAUGGUGGUAUUGUUCAGUGAAACGUUACGGUUGGUUACUAGUCUAAACGUCAAUUUUUAGUCUGGUCAACAGAGUUCAGUUAACGGGUGGCGUAGUACAAGUAAUUAAAACAAUAGUUAAUACGUUGUUUUAAAUUUUGAGGUUUGAAACCUACACUUUUUUUGAGUAUAAAACCUCAGCGGCCAAGCAAAUUUUUUUCAUUCCAAAGUUUUUUUAAUCCUAUCCACUUACCUUGGAAUACCUGCCUGGAUCCCCUCAUAUUUUCAGUUAGUUCAGUUUAUCUUUUGCUCCAUGGCUCCCUUCAAGUAUCUUGCGGAUUAUCAGGAGUGGUGCCGCCAGCAAUGUGCUAUAAUCAAGGGGUUGAAAACCCAGUGGGAUGGUUUUUCGGAGCAAGAGCAACGGGAGUGUGCCCAGUAUAAUAUCGAUCUGUGUGCAAGUGUCAAGAAGUUUGUCGAAAGCUGUAGAUGGAGUAAGCCGGGAAAGGAGGUAGACCGUUUGCAACAUGCGGUCAACCGGUUGGAGUGGUCGGUUGCCUUCUUGAGUUGUGACAUUGUUCCCGAUCCGCGUCGUACCAACUUACAACUGGAUACGGUCCCCAUCAUAAUGGCAGGCAGUGUGGAGCGUGACCGAAAGAAGAAAGAGAAGCUGAAGGCCAAGUCUUCAUCAUCAGUGAAGCCAUCCACUUCCAAGGCCAAGCCGAAGAAGAAGAAGCAGAACCCAGCUAAGCGUGUAAUCCAAUCACCAACACCCUCUCCACCGUCAAGCCGUUCUCCAACCCCGGACUUUGGCGGUUACGAUUUCACCCGGCAGCGGGAGCCCACCCCCCAACCAUCGCCACAUGUCUUCUCUGAGCCAGCUCAGCCUACUCCACCUUUGCCGGCGGCUGUCAUCACUGAGCCACCUCAGCCUACUCCACCAUUGGCAGUGUCUGUCAUCACUGAGCAACCUCAGCCUACUCCACCAUUGCCAGCGGCUGUCAUCACUGAGCAACCUCAGCCUACUCCACCAUUGGCAGUGUCUGUCACUGCUGACCAUCCGGCUACUAUGCAUAUGGAGUUUCCUGUUAGCCAGACCGCCAUUGUUUCCAAGGGUAUUAUUACAUUCCAGGCAACGUUCGCUGACGGUACGACCAUUGAAGACACACUACCUGUCCCUCCCACUAUUCCUACUCCACCGUCUUCACACUUCAAGGUGCCUUUGCCUAUGAAUAACGGAAUUCUCAUCCCGCAGAAGUUUACUUUCCCGAAUACUCAAACCGUGAUUACCGUGAAAGACGAUCCACUUGGCAGUGCCGAAAAUCCUAUCAUCAUUGAAGACAAAGAAGAGCCGCCCGUCAUUACUUUGGAUGACUCUGACAGUUCGGACGACGAAGGUAUGAGAACGCUUUGCUUUGAGUCGGAUAAUGGGGGUGGAGCGGUCGUUUUGGACGGAGGCCAGGAUACCGACAUGGAGGACAAUGAUGAAGACGGCGGUAAUGAAAUGGACGACGGAUUCUUAGGAGACAUGGACGAAGAUGAUUUCGAGCCGCCAUUUACGUCUACUCAGUAUUCAUUGGACAACAAUGCAAUGGAGGACACAGCUGGUAUGACGGCAGUGGAGGGCUGGUUGAACGCAUUUGGUUAUUACUUAGACUGAUGAAUUGUUUUCUCUUCUUUAUGCUGUUAACUAAGCUAAACCAUUUUGCUAAUGAUGCUUUUAUGCAACUUGCGGUUGAUGGGUACAAUGUUGUUAAGAAUAUGUUAACAAUAACAAUAUGUCUAACAAUAACUUCUUGAUGUGAACUCUGAAUGAAAUCAGUUGUCGGUCUAUUAAACUGUUUGUUUAAAAAAAAAAAAAGAGAU
Paramacrobiotus metropolitanus is the source of this 1849-nucleotide messenger RNA. RefSeq names its product proteoglycan 4-like. The transcript is spliced from 4 exons. Lineage: Eukaryota; Metazoa; Tardigrada; Eutardigrada; Parachela; Macrobiotidae. The record is from RefSeq and is a predicted model, not a curated record. Bases 300 to 1643 code for a protein of 447 amino acids.